Molecule: messenger RNA, 1686 nt
Organism: Athene cunicularia (burrowing owl)
Lineage: Eukaryota; Metazoa; Chordata; Aves; Strigiformes; Strigidae
Gene: DRC1
Product: dynein regulatory complex subunit 1
Exons: 11
Biological process (GO): cilium-dependent cell motility; axonemal dynein complex assembly; regulation of cilium movement
Cellular component (GO): axoneme; axonemal dynein complex
Source: RefSeq, a predicted model, not a curated record
GUUCAGUCUUAUUCCCUCUUCUGCCCCAGGGAGGCCCUUGGAGAAGAUAUGGAGCCAAAAGUGCCUGAGGAGGAAGAGCAGAGGAAGAGCCACAAGCACAUUGAGGAGUGCAGGCAGAGGCUGGCCAAGCUGCUCUUUGAUGGCACGCAGAUGGUGACAAAUAUCCGGGUGGCUGCUGACUUGAGGGAAAUGCAGAGGAGGGCAGAGGAGGCAGAGCUGAAGCUGCAGAGGGUGGAGAAGCUGGAGAAUGAAGCCAAGUCGAGCACAUACAAGUUUGAGGAGAUCACUUCCAAGUGGGCCUUGGCCACAGAGAUGAGGAUCCCGCAGGAGCUGUGGCAGCUGCUGAACCAACAGCAGCAGCAGUGUGCACUGCUUCUGGAGGAGAAGAACAAGCUCAUCUGUGAACUGCAGCAGGAGCUGAAAAACAAGGAUGAGCAAUACAUGCAGGCCAUUAAGAAGCAGUCAGAUGAUAUCCACCUGCUUUUGGAGAGAAUGGAGGAACAGAUCAGGCUCAUGCUGAAAACUUACCGUCACAAACUCCUACAGAUUGAGAAAACUUUUGAGCUUGAACGGCAACAGCUGCUGGAUAACAACAGGAAAAAGUGGGAGGAAGCCAUCCAGGCCUACAACGCACGGGAGCUGGAAUACCUGCGUGCCCGUAUGAGGAAGGUGGAAGAGUUUGAGAAACAACUGAAUCAGCUGCUGGUGCAGGAUGAGGAGGAGUAUCACAGCAUGAAGAUCCAGCUGGAGAACGAUGUGCAGAACCUGGAGAGGCAGCUCCAGCAGAUGAAAGCCGUCUAUCAGCUGACCCAGGAGAAGCUGGAGUACAACCUUCAGGUGCUUAAGAAGCGGGACGAGGAGAACACCAUCAUCAGAUAUCAGCAGAAGAGGAAGCUCAACCGGCUCCACAGCUUGCUCAAUAACCUGCAAACAAAACUGGCCAACCAAGAGAAGCAGUUCAGAGAGGAGAACCAGAGCCUGGCAGACGACUGCGAGCGCAUCACGUGGCAGUGCAAGGAGGUGCAGAGGAGGAUGAGGCACUUUGCUGUCACUGACGCUGAGAAGUUCACAGAGGUCUGGCUUAUGAACGAGGAGGAAGCCAAAGGCCUGAUGAGGAAAGCCCUCGAUGCAGAUCACCUCAUUCACACCCAGCAGCUGGGGCUGCCCUGGGAAGAGCCUCGUUACUGGUUCCUGAACAACGUCGGCCCCCUCGGGUGUUAUGAUGCCAAGAGGAUGGCGACCAAGCUGGCUGCGGCGGUCCUGACAGAGAGCAGCUCUGGGGAACAGGAGGAGGAAGGGAGAGAAAAGAAGAAGGAAGAACAAGGCAGUGGAGAAGGAAGAAAAGAAAACACAGCAAAGGUUGAGGAUAGAGUCACGCCUCUGCGAAAUAUCUCCAAGAAGACUGCUAAGAGGAUCCUGGAGCUUGUGAGCGACGAGUCGGGUUUCCUCAUCGAGAGCAAGCUGCUGAGGCCCCUGGACUCACUGGGGAGGCAGGAGCGUGUCCUCAUGAAGCUCGACUCCAUCUUUGGGGUGAGAUGUGGAUUGGCCCAUCGGGGGCUGCAGGGAAGGCUGGUGGUCACUGGAGAAAGCUCUCUGUCCCACAUCUGCCACCCCGGGGGGGUCCAGCUGGGCUGCUGGGGGGACUCUGGGGCAGCAAGGGGUGAGGAGCACUGCGAGAGGGUGUGA